Molecule: messenger RNA, 3251 nt
Organism: Nomascus leucogenys (northern white-cheeked gibbon)
Lineage: Eukaryota; Metazoa; Chordata; Mammalia; Primates; Hylobatidae
Gene: ECM2
Product: extracellular matrix protein 2
Biological process (GO): positive regulation of cell-substrate adhesion; extracellular matrix organization
Cellular component (GO): extracellular matrix
Molecular function (GO): protein binding; heparin binding; collagen V binding
Source: RefSeq, a predicted model, not a curated record
AACUGAAAGGCAUUUAUCCCCAAGGGAGGCAGUUAUUUUAGAUUUUACUAAGAAGUUCAGCAAAUACUUUUCAACAUUCCCUUCUGUCCUUUCUUUGUUUUUAAAGAAAGCUCUGAUUUUGUUUCAUUUUCAGCUGGAGACUUAAAUGACACCAAGCAAAGCCUACUUAGUUUAGAUAUCCAGAAAUUGGCUGGUGGAAAAAAAUCAAACAUGAAGAUUGCAGUUUUGUUUUGUUUUUUUCUGCUUAUCAUUUUUCAAACUGACUUUGGACAAAAUGAAGAAAUUCCUAGGAAGCAAAGGAGGAAGAUCUACCACAGAAGGUUGAGGAAAAGUUCAACCUCACACAAGCACAGAUCAAACAGACAGCUUGGAAUUCCACAAACAACAGUUUUUACACCAGUAGCAAGAUUCCCUAUUGUUAACUUUGAUUAUAGCAUGGAGGAAAAGUUUGAAUCCUUUUCAAGUUUUCCUGGAGUAGAAUCAAGUUAUAAUGUGUUACCAGGAAAGAAGGGACACUGUUUGGUAAAGGGCAUAACCAUGUACAACAAAGCUGUGUGGUCGCCUGAGCCCUGCACUACCUGCCUCUGCUCAGACGGAAGAGUGCUUUGUGAUAAAACCAUGUGCCAUCCCCAGAGGUGCCCCCAAACAGUUAUACCUGAAGGGGAAUGCUGCCCGGUCUGCUCAGCUACUGAACAAAGAGAACCUACCAAUUUACUUCAUAAGCAACUGCCACCUCCUCAGGUGGGAAUGGACCAAAUAGUAAGAAAAGAAGCACUUCAAUCUGAGGAGGAUGAAGAAGUGAAAGAAGAAGAUACAGAGCAAAAGAGAGAGACCCCUGAAUCUAGAAAUCAGGGGCAACUUUACAGUGAGGGGGACAGCAGAGGAGGAGACAGAAAGCAGAGGCCUGGAGAGGAGAGGAGGCUGGCACACCAGCAACAACGCCAAGGAAGGGAGGAGGAGGAUGAGGAUGAGGAGGAGGAGGGUGAGGAGGGUGAGGAGGAUGAGGAGGACGAGGAGGACCCGGUAAGAGGAGAUAUGUUCCGAAUGCCCUCUCGAUCCCCGCUUCCUGCUCCUCCCAGAGGCACACUGCGCCUGCCAAGCGGGUGCUCUCUGUCCUACAGGACCAUCAGCUGCAUCAACGCCAUGCUUACCCAGAUACCACCGCUGACAGCACCACAGAUAACAAGUCUGGAGCUCACUGGCAAUUCCAUCGCCUCCAUCCCAGAUGAAGCAUUUAAUGGAUUACCAAACUUGGAAAGGCUUGAUCUGAGCAAAAAUAAUAUCACUUCUUCAGGCAUAGGUCCAAAAGCAUUCAAGCUUCUGAAGAAGUUAAUGCGUUUGAAUAUGGAUGGAAAUAAUUUGAUACAGAUUCCUUCACAAUUGCCAUCUACAUUAGAAGAACUUAAAAUCAAUGAGAACAAUCUUCAGGCUAUUGAUGAAGAAAGUUUAUCAGACUUAAAUCAAUUGGUCACCUUAGAAUUGGAAGGAAACAAUCUCAGUGAAGCCAAUGUCAAUCCUUUAGCUUUCAAACCUUUGAAGAGCCUAGCCUACUUGCGUCUGGGAAAAAAUAAAUUUAGAAUUAUACCGCAGGGUCUUCCUGGUUCUAUUGAGGAAUUAUACCUAGAAAAUAACCAAAUUGAAGAAAUAACUGAAAUUUGUUUCAAUCAUACCAGAAAGAUCAAUGUCAUUGUACUACGUUAUAACAAAAUUGAAGAAAAUAGGAUUGCUCCUUUAGCCUGGAUAAAUCAAGAAAAUCUAGAAUCCAUUGAUCUCUCCUACAACAAGCUCUAUCACGUUCCCUCCUAUCUACCCAAGUCCUUGCUGCACCUCGUACUCCUUGGGAACCAGAUUGAACGGAUCCCUGGCUAUGUGUUUGGCCACAUGGAACCAGGCCUGGAAUACUUGUACCUGUCAUUUAACAAACUUGCUGAUGAUGGCAUGGACCGCGUCUCUUUCUAUGGGGCAUAUCAUUCCCUGAGAGAAUUAUUUCUGGAUCACAAUGACUUAAAAUCUAUACCACCUGGGAUACAAGAAAUGAAAGCACUACAUUUUCUGAGGCUGAACAACAACAAGAUACGGAACAUUCUUCCAGAAGAAAUUUGCAAUGCUGAAGAGGAUGAUGACUCAAAUCUGGAACAUCUUCAUCUUGAAAACAAUUAUAUUAAAAUUAGAGAAAUACCAUCUUACACAUUUUCAUGCAUAAGAUCAUAUUCAAGUAUUGUUCUUAAACCACAAAACAUCAAGUAAUUCCAAGUUUUCCUUUGCUGUUUAUAAACUUUAUUCAUGUAUUUGUAGUAGCUGCAUUUGUCAUUAAUAAGAGAGACAUAAUCCUCCUGUUACACUCAGUAUCAUUAUAUGCUAGUCCACCUGAUUCACUAAUACACAGAUGAACAACCAAAAUAUACCUAAAAGGUGUAGUCUCUAGGAGUUUUAUUAAUAGUAAAGGUAAAAUCUCUCAGUUUCCCACCUCUAGAAAGAGGCCAUCUCACUAGAAUAGGAUAUUACACACACUGAGUUAGACCAGAAGAGUCUGGAACAAAAUAAACACAGCCUUUAUAAUCAACUUGAGUACUGGUGUUAGCUGAGAACUCUGUAAGUCCCUUUAAAAAUUAUGUAUCUUUUGGUUCAAGAUUAAGAAGCAUAAUGACAACAAAAAAAGCAGGCAGAAUUUAUGAAUAAAUGUUAUUAUUCUGUUAAAACAAUAAUUUGUUAAUUUCUUGUAAGGCCCUGUGCUAUAAUUACUGGUAUAAAUAUAACUGAGUAUUGGGGUAGCUUUCAUUUCUUCCAUUAAUUACAUGGUAAAAUUAAAACACUACUGUAAUGUUAAUUUCCUGGUUUUGAAAAUCAUAUUAUGGUUAUGUACAUUGUUAACAUUAAGGAAAGCUGGCAGAAGGGUGUGCAUAAGUUCUAUUAUAUUUUUGAAACUUUUCUAUAAUUCUAAAAUUAUUUUUUAAAGUUAAACAGCAUAUUAAGAUUACCCUCACUAUUCUUCACUCAAGAUUAAAACAUUUUUUUGAAAAGCAGUAGAGUUUGCUUAAAAUACAAAUUAAUUAUUCUUGACUAUAACCUUGUAAAGGUAAAUCUAAUGUAUAAAUUUUUGAAAAAUUUUGCACCACUGGUCACAGCAUCUAUCUCCUUUGCCUUAAUUUACUGAAAUAUAUCACUUUAUUCAGUUCAAUUGAAAUAAAGCUAUGUCUUUACUAUGUAUUGGCCCUACCAAAACCAUAUAUUAAAAUUUUUUAACAUAAUGA